AUGUCAAAUGGCCGUCUGCCACCGGACUCGUGCGCCCCGCAGAACCCCAGCUCUCGCCCCUCGGCGAGCUGGGAUCGGAUCAGCGUGCUCCCUAUCUACAGUGGUGCAUCGUCCACCAUUACGAAGCUGCUCAACAGCACCCACGUCCAGCGCGUGGAGGGGGUGGAAGCGAUCCCGAUGCAGGCCCCUCUUGCGCCGGGCACCGACAUCAACCAGCCGCCGCGCAAUUACUUGACGGUGGACCCCGUCCACAACGUUCACCAGCACGCCCCCGGUUUUCUGCGCAAUCAACGUGUGGCGCUGCAGCACAUGUUGGCAAGCGCUGUGAUGGAAUGGAAGGAUAUGCAGCAGAACGCCCUCAUCGUGUCCAGUGCGGAGGCUAUGCGCACCAUCUUCGAGCAGGUCUACGUGCCGGAGCGUCCUUUGGCCCUGCGCGUGCAGCGCAUCGGCCCGACGCUGGUUAUUGACUCGCGCGCGUCGAAGCCGUCAGAGGUGCGCGAGAUGCGCCAGCAGGCCCUCUUAAGCAAGGCCCUGUACCUCAUGAAGGAAACACACGGUCGAGAUGCCGUGGCGACAGACAAGGCGGCGGCGGGUGCAGCGGGACAGCUCGCACUGACUCUGCCAGAGCGGCGCCUUGCCAGCAUGACCGCGUCCGAUUUGCACUUUGGAGCGAACUUGCACCGCUACUCGCAGGUGCUGCGCUGGCGCAUGGAUGCGACCGAGGUGCUUAUCGGCAUCGACGCCCCCAUCGUGAUGGACCAGCGAACGAGCACCGAGCAGCUUGUCCGGGUGAAAGAGAAGGCGCAGGUAGGCGCCGCCGAUGCCGAGAAGCGCGAGACGCUCCGCUACUGGUUCGACGCGAUGAUGGCGAACGUGUCACACAUCGGGACGUACGUGCACCACGACGGCAUCCUGCAGAGCCACCACAUGAGGAAAACAAUGGACAUACUCGACAGCGUCGAGGCGCGCAUGGCGGCGGCGGCACUUAGCUUCACGAGCCGCGUUCUGCAGUGGCUAGUGAAGCAGUGUCGUCGUGACGGCGGCACGUACGCGGUGGUGCGCGACUACGCCUUGGAGUACGUGGAACUGUACGAGUUACCCGACCUUGACGAGUCCGCCGCAUUCGUGGAGGAAACGGACAAGUACUUUGGAUGCCCUACGGCUGCCGCCUUCGCGUCCGCUAACCGGGGCGCAGCAGAGAAGUUGGCGGACGGGGAAGCAUACAUUGAGAGCGAGGUGCCCUCAACGACGUCGUCGGGGUACGGCAUUAGCGGCUCCUCCACCGCACCUCAGCUGAACCGCUUUAACUGGAGCUUUGGAAAGACGUGCUUCAACAUCGGCCAGCACCUGUUCCGCAGCGGCGAUCUCAGCAGAGCCGGCGAUGCGCUGCCACUGCUUCACCGCAGCUUGCGCAUUUUUCUGCCAUCCUGCCGCGAGGACGUUGUUGCACGCGAAACGGUAGCGGAGCUGGUGAAGAUGGUGCCAGUGUUGGUGGCGCGCAAGCUGCAGGUGGACGCUGCGCAGACGGCAGCUGCCGUCGCCUCCAACAACACGGCCAGCAGCCCCAAGAAUGCUGCUGCCAGCUGUGUCGCUGGCCUGUGCUCGUCGCCAGAGAUCUACAGAGACGCACUGCUGCUGUGUGGUCGCUUUGAGAUACCGCUGCGGCACAUGUUGGUUGAGGCGGGGAAGUGGGAAGGCGAUCAGCUGAUAAAGGCCUUCUUCUCCCGGUGCCUAGUGACGUGCAGUGCCGCGGUGUGUGCCGUGGUGGCGCUGUCACUGGAGGCGUACUACUGCGGCUGCCACCACCUGCGUGUGCUGCGCAUGACACGCAGCGGAGCAAAAGCGAAGGAGGGCAAGGCAAGGCUGCGUGGUGCAGAGCAUCGAGAGGAAAUAAUGGCUGCCAUAUCAUCGUGCACCCAAGACCUUCUGCAGGUGGUAGUCGAAGGGCUUGUGCGGCUGGAGGAGGCAAGUGCGCUUGUGGGACCGCCGCACUCGGCAGCCAAAACGGCAGCCACCUCAGCAGAGGCGCGGGCCGGCACAUCUGCUGCAGACGAAAGCGCCUCCGUGAACGGCACGACGCCAGUCAGCAAGGACAGCCGGAGCUCCAAGGAGAAGUCGCCCCCCUCCACAUCCUCCCUGGCGCCAGCCAGGGCAUCGCCAACAGACCUCUGCAAUCAGCCACCAACGCCGUCGACGUCACCAGCGCAUGUAAGCGCACCCUCUGAACUCAAAAAAUGCAGCCACGGCACGAGCAUGGUUGUGGUGCCUGCGUCGUGCUCGACGGUGCUGGACCCACGGACACAGGUGGAUGUCACCUCUCUCCACUCUUCCCUCUACGAGUUGUACGGCGACAUCGCCGUCGCCGCAAUGUCAGACGCAGCGAGCGGCUUCUCGAUACGUGUACUGGCAGAGCUCGGCACACGCAUGGAGGCGGGGCUGCAGCAGUGCGGCCGCAAGCUACCCACAACUCUCAGCUGGCUCACAACGCUCAAGGCGGACGUCGUGAGCCUCUCCUUCACGGCGCUGCGCUUCUAUGGAAGGAUUAGCACGCACACACGCCGCCAUCUCGCCAAGCUUUCUUUGGUGUACUACCUAGUCGGCAGGGAGCACCACCGCACAGCACGCUACACAAAGGCGCUGGAGGCACUGCACCGCGCCAAAUCCCUGCUGCAUGCCUCUCACAAGGCCGCCGAGGACACGGUCUUCGGUGCCGUCUUCGGCUCGCACAGCAUGCUGCAGUGGGCGGACGUGAUGCAGCAGCUGGGGGAUGUGUACCGCAGCGUCGUGGAGCGUAAGCUCGACGGUGCCUUCGGCAUUGCGGCUGCCACCCUCACUCAACCGCUUCUGAUCGGCCCUCUUCACGAUCUGCCUGAGGAUGCCGACAACUUUUUCACGCAGGCUCUGAAUGCCUACACACAAGGUGGCCCCGACAGGGGCUGCCGAUCCGCAAAGGUGUACACCCUUCUCCUUUACGCCUCAGUGCUGAUGGAACGCUUUGCAGUCUCAGGCGUCCCAGCUACGCACGCAGCCUCGCAGCGCAUUGCGCAACUCAUACGGGAGGCCGAGGAGCUGGCGCCAAGCAUGUUCGUGCAGGAGCGUGAGUGGCAGAUGCUCCGCCUCUUCACUAUCACAAGUGCCACCGCGCAAGACACCGCGUUAGCUCGAGCAGUGGAAGAGAUCUUGCUGCGUACGAUCACAAUCACUAGUGCUUCUGCAAGCAACUCAUGCAUUCGCCAGAAUGCGCCUGUCACGGUAGAGGGUGGUAGCAAUGAUGCUGCCGAGGCGUCGGCAGCGAAGGAGUCGCAGUUAGCAGAUGUCAGCGACGCAGAGUGCGGUGGCUGUCGCAGGGAGCGGUUGGUGAUGCUGCCUUCGUGGCCAAUGCUCCUGGAACUGCAGAAGGCGCUGGUGUGCUGCGCGAUGGUGGAGCGGGAGGUGCCCGAUCGGCACACCGACGCGUCGCAGUCGCGACCACGCGAAGCAACGAAGGUUGCAUCCACGGAGGCUAAGUAUCGUAGGAUGCUACGGUGGGUGGGUCGCGCCGCCAGCUUCCUGACGAGCGUGCUGCAGUAUUGUAAAACGCACAGCAGCGACCUGCAAGGGGCUGCCGCACGACAUCAGUGGCAGCCGGUGUUGCGGUCGUGGAGAGAGCAGGAGGCAGGCGUGUUCGUGCAUCGAAUGGCUUCCAUGAUCGCGUUGCGGCUGCUUGGUGCGGCUCAGGCACUCCUUCCUAGUACAAAGCAGCAGGAGGCGCGCGGCGCCGUCAAGCAGAUCGCCCUCUCUCUCGAGCAUGCCGCUGCUUUGAAGGCAGGUGGUUCGGAGGGGCGCGUAGCUGUCCAGCAGCUUCUUCGAGACCUGAGUGCACUGCUGGCGCCUUUCGUAGAGUGGUAG
Leishmania braziliensis MHOM/BR/75/M2904 is the source of this 3888-nucleotide messenger RNA. RefSeq lists its product as hypothetical. Gene Ontology annotation, biological process: positive regulation of DNA-templated transcription. The transcript has a single exon. The coding region runs from base 1 to 3888 and encodes 1295 amino acids. NCBI's taxonomy places the organism in Eukaryota, Euglenozoa, Kinetoplastea, Trypanosomatida, Trypanosomatidae. The record is from RefSeq and is a predicted model, not a curated record.